CAUAGGGAUUAUUGAAAUUCAAUAAGUGGUGAAGUUAUCGGAGAUUCGUUGGGUCAGGGUUUUCCGUAAUUGCUGAACUUGCAGCCAAAGGUUUGAUUCCCGUUGUUAGAGUAUUCUUGAAUACUGCUUUCUCCUCCAGUGGGGUCUAUAUUCAGGCUUCUGGGUAGUGAUAAAAGUACAGGAAUGCUGAGCUUACUGCAAUGAAGCAACAAGUGGGCAGCAAGUUCACCGAACUAGUUUAUGCUCCUUGAAGAAAAAGACUCUUGUAAACCGCAGUAAAAGACCACUAACAUGGCGUUUGGUUACGUACCUGCCAUCUCGUUUCUGGCGCUGAUAUUGCUCCUGUUGGUUGGGCUUCUUGGCAUGUACUACUGCCUGACACAUAACCUCUGCCCUUGCACGCAAACAGAGGCCGACAAAGUCGCAUACGAAGAACUCAACAUCGGCGAAGAAACGGACGAAGCCGAAGACCUCGCCCGCUCUCCUCGACCGGUCAAAAAGACUCCUCAAAUCGCAUCGGAUUCCGAAGUCGAUGGCCGAACUCCCUCCGAGCGUGUCGAAAAUGCAAGCGAGGUACAUUCGGAUACCGAAGUAGGGUCUAUACGUAGUGCAUCGACUGCUAGGGCGGGUGGGGUACGGGGUGGAGAGGGAGGCGAGGAAGCUUUGCUACCUGGCAAGGCGUGGAUCGUAGCGGAGUAUUACCCGGAUGUUGGCAGAGUAGGGUUCAGUAUCGUAGAGGCGCAGAAUGUACCCAUGAAGGGCAAGGGCGGAGGCACUCAUGCCCGGUUCCACGUGGUGCUUCUGCCCGCAAAGAAGCAGCGGUUUAAGACAAAGCACAGGCGUACGCCACAUCCCAAGUUUCGCGAGACGUUCGUGUUUGACCGGCUCGUUAAGGAAGAUUUGUACCGAAUGGCGGUCAGACUAAGGCUGUACACGCAGAGCGGCGUAGCCAAGGAGAAGCUAGUUGGCGAGAUCAACCUUCAACUCGCGGACAUUGCACAGGCGCCGGGAUAUAAACUUAACGCGUGGAGGGACUUAAGGAAAGCCAGGAACCCGGCAGACCCAUAGGUAUGCCGGGAUAUAUUACAGAUAAAACACCCAGAAGUCAAGUAGACCCCUAGGCAUGCCGGAAUAUAUUAGAUUUAGUAACUAUACGGUACGCUAGUCUUGGUGUCACUAAAUAUGGUCAAUCGUUCAUGUCGAAUUUGAUUGGUAUAGAGCAAAGAUUCAUACUGUAUAUGGUCGAGCAUUUGAAGCCGAAACAGAACUAUUGUUCUCACGACGUCAUAGGAAUCGAUCUCGACUUAUACGUAAGGUACAUUACAUUAUACGUAAAGUAUGCUGGAAUCAGUUGUGGUAGACUUCGUUAGGUUAGGUGCUUGUACAUUGGGGUAGAAGACUGAUGAAUUAACUGAAGCCUGGAACACAUAAAUUAAACAUACACAAAAGGAGUUAAACACACUCGAAAAUGUAGCCAACUUCUUGAAUCCAAUCCUACAGUUGUAAAAUAAGUAAAUUCUGGAAUGUGUAUUUGGUCAAGAUUUUUUUUUACAUCAUUUUGCCCCACAAAAAAACGACGAUACUUGAGUAUUUGUCGUACAGGUGUUAUUUCAAAGCUAGAAAAAAUGAUUAUUUUUAUAAGGUAACAAUUUUUUUAUGUAUAGAGGUUAAAACCAUAAAUUCGCCGCCAGCCAUAUGUUAGCCAGACAUGAAACACUUUCAGAAGAUCCAUCCAUACACGAUCGCCCUUGGUUCUGUGCGGUGUCGGCUGGAUCUGGCUAGAAUUGAAGAUAUAAUAGCAAAUAUUCUUUGUAAUUAAAAAUUGCAAGAAAAUUUUCUCCAUAUUACAAACGUCAUUUUAGACUAA
Nematostella vectensis (starlet sea anemone) is the source of this 1867-nucleotide messenger RNA. Its product is annotated as synaptotagmin-16. The coding region runs from base 292 to 1068 and encodes 258 amino acids. The record is from RefSeq and is a predicted model, not a curated record. NCBI's taxonomy places the organism in Eukaryota, Metazoa, Cnidaria, Anthozoa, Actiniaria, Edwardsiidae. The transcript is spliced from 2 exons.